CCCAGCAAUUGCCACCAGACUUUCAAUCCCUAAAAAACCAAAACGAAACUGAUAAAACAUCUUCUUGCCAAGGGGUUUUAUGGUUGCAGAGUGCUUUUGCGUAGCAGCAUCAUUGCCUGAACUUGCACGAUAACAGCGUCAAUGGAGUGUAUCUUCUCGCUAUCUGGUGUGAAUCAUUCAGCUUCUGGGCUUCAUUCCUUUUCAUUACAUUCCCAAUUAAACUCUAUAGUUUUAAGCAAAAAUAUGAACCAGAAGAGAGCGAGAAAUAGGCAGCACCUAAUCCUGUGCUGCUCUCAUUCUUCUCCUUCUGUGAUUUCGGCAAGUAGUGUAGCUUCUCCAGUGAUACGGAAAAGAAAGAGGUACAGACGACAAUACCCAGGGGAGAGCGAGGGCAUCACCGAGGAGAUGAGGUUUGUCGCAAUGAGGCUCCGCAAUUUUAAUGAUAAAAAAGUCGCUGUUGAUAAUAAGAGUGACAGUGAAGAUGAGAAUUCUGCCCAGGAAAAUGAUACUUGGAAACCGAGCAUGGAAGGGUUCCUCAAUUUCUUGGUCGACAGCAAGCUUGUCUUCCACACGGUGGAGCGGAUAGUCGAUGAAUCCAACGAUGUCGCUUACGCUUACUUCAGGAAGACUGGAUUGGAGAGAUCAGAAGGUCUUUCAGCUGAUAUAGAAUGGUUUAGCCAACAGGGCUUUCUGAUUCCUGAGCCAAGCAACCCGGGGGUUUCUUAUGCCAAGUAUCUGGAGGAAUUGGCAGAGAGAAGUGCGCCGUUGUUCCUUUCUCAUUUUUACAAUAUAUAUUUUUCCCAUAUUGCUGGUGGUCAAGUGAUAGCAAGAAAGGUUUCUGAGGAGCUCUUAGAUGGAAGGGAAUUAGAAUUCUACAGAUGGAAUGGGGAUACACAAGAAUUGAUGAAAAAUGUACGUGAGAAGCUCAACAUGCUCGGAGAGCAUUGGUCUCGAGAUGAGAAAAACAAAUGCUUAAAAGAAGCAACUAAGUCAUUUAGGUUUUUGGGGCAGAUUGUUCGUUUAAUCAUCUUAUGGUGAAGGUAAAGUUCCUUGUUAAGGCUGCAUUAUACUUCUGCUCUAUUAGGAUGAGUUCUACAUUGGGGUGAACAGCCCCUGAUAUCAGAAAUCAAACACCAUAAGGACUUCAGUAGAUUGUAACACCCUGGUUAUGGACCGGCUGUUCCUGAGGGAGUCUACUCAAAUGUUGAAGCUGCAGCUGCAUGAGGUUAAGGAGCAAUAAUACCCGGUUGGGGGCAUUCGUUUACCCGAAGACACUGAACAUGAUGCAGACUUUGUUUUGCAGCUGGAGAGCAAAGGAGGAUUGGAUUGUUGUGAUGCUCAUUUGUAGGUUUUUGUUUUUGUUUUUGUUUUUUUAUUUUUGCCGAGAAUGAUGCUUUAUAGUCGAUUUAUGUGAAGCUCUUUCGAAGAGAAAGCUAUAAUCAUAAAAUUUCAGAAAUCCAGUUCUUUAAUUCUCAUUUAAA
Molecule: messenger RNA, 1481 nt
Organism: Carica papaya (papaya)
Lineage: Eukaryota; Viridiplantae; Streptophyta; Magnoliopsida; Brassicales; Caricaceae
Gene: HO2
Product: heme oxygenase 2
Biological process (GO): phytochromobilin biosynthetic process; heme oxidation
Molecular function (GO): heme oxygenase (decyclizing) activity
Source: RefSeq, a predicted model, not a curated record